Messenger RNA from Candida dubliniensis CD36, 2586 nucleotides. It is a transcript of the gene NIP1, whose product is annotated as translation initiation factor eIF3 subunit c. Gene Ontology annotation, molecular function: RNA binding; translation initiation factor binding; translation initiation factor activity. Gene Ontology annotation, cellular component: eukaryotic translation initiation factor 3 complex. The coding region runs from base 1 to 2586 and encodes 861 amino acids. The transcript has a single exon. Gene Ontology annotation, biological process: translational initiation. NCBI's taxonomy places the organism in Eukaryota, Fungi, Ascomycota, Pichiomycetes, Serinales, Debaryomycetaceae. The record is from RefSeq and is a predicted model, not a curated record.
AUGUCUCGUUUUUUUGUUUCAGGAUAUACUUCUGAUAGUUCAUCUGAAGAGGAAGAUUUAUUAAGUACUUCUGAAGAAGAAUUAUUAUCAUCUUCAGAAGAAUCAGAUAGUUCAUUUUUUGGUGAAGACGCUGAUGAAUCAGAAGAAUCUAGUUCUGAUGAUGAAGAUGGACGUCCAUCUGGUCCAGCAUAUUUUUUGAAAAAAUCAUUUUUAAAAGGAUCUGGUGGAGAUGAUUCCGAUAGUGAAAGUGAUGAUGAAGGACGUAAAGUUGUUAAAUCAGCUAAAGAUAAAUUAUUAGAUGAUAUGAAAUCUUCAAUUGAAGUUAUAAAUUCCAACAAAUAUAAUAACAAUUGGAGUAUAGUUUUAGGUGAAUUUGAUAAAUUUGGUAGAUUUUUGAUUAGAUGUAAUCAAACCAAUUUGGGUACACCAAAGUUUUAUAUUAAAUUAUUGACUAGUUUGGAUAAUUCAAUAACAGAAACUAGUAAUAAUGAAAGAGAUGAUAAAACAUUAAAAGCUGAUGAAGCUAGAGCUUUCAAUACUUUAAGACAAAGAAUCAAAAAGCAAAUAAGAGAAUUUCAAGUUUAUUAUGAUUUGUACAAGGAAAAUCCAGAAGAAUUUGAUGAAAAUGAAGAUGAACCAUUAGAAUCUGUUCAAGCGGGUCUUAAUGAUAAUGUUAAAAAUGAAGCCGAUGGUUCUAUCACUGGUGCUCUUGCGUCAAACAGAGUAUUAAGUCCUAUUUUCCAUACUUUGAAAACCAUUUCUGAAAGUCGUGGUAAAAAGAAUAUUGACAAAUUAGAACAAAUUGCUACUUUGGAAAAAUUAUUAGAAUCACAUGUUUCUAAAGGCUCGCCUUUUGAAUUGAUUUCUAUUUACCAAAUGUUAUUAUCAGUUAGAUUUGAUGCUUCAUCCAAUCAAGCUUUCAUGCCUUUGGAACAAUGGCAGAAAAAUGAACAAGAUUUAGGGAAAUUAUUGGACUUGUUGGAAGCCAAUGUUGACACUUAUCAAGUUUCUGAAUUAGGAUUGACUACUGAUGAUAUUGAUAUUGAACCUACAGCCAACUCUAAAGGGGUUAAAGUUAUUUUCGGAUCAAUUACUUCUUCAAUUGAUAGAUUGGACGAUGAAUUGACCAAAUCUUUACAACAUACUGAUCCUCAUUCUACUGAGUACGUUGAAAGAUUGAAAGAUGAAAGUACCAUUUACAAUAUGAUUGUGAGAGGACAAACAUAUGUUGAAUCCAUAACUCCAGAAGACAUCAAGUACAAAUCUGAGCAAUUGGCAAGAAUUGUUUUGAGAAGAUUGGAACACAUUUAUUAUAAACCAAAACAAUUAAUCAAAGCUAAUGAAGAAGAAGCUUGGCGUAACAUUAAAUACAGCUCAUAUAUUGUUAGUAAAGACUCCACCGUUGAUCAAGUUAUUGAUCAAUUGGCGCAAUUUUUACAGAAGCAACAAAACAAAACUUAUGGGAAGCAUGCUAUACUAUUCUCCAUUUAUUAUUAUGCUGUCAAUAGUCAAUAUGAAAAGGCUAAAGAAUUAUUCUUGGGGUCACAAUUUUACAGCAACAUCAAUUCAGCAGAAUCUUCUUUACAAGUUCAAUAUAAUCGUGCUUUGGUUCAAUUAGGUUUAAGUGCCUUUAGAGCUGGUAGUAUUGAAGAAUCUCAUAAAAUUUUGAAUGAAAUUGUCAAUUCUCAAAGAUCUAAAGAAUUAUUGGGUCAAGGGUUUAAUUCUAAAUUUCCAAAUCAAGCUACUGUUUUGGAAAGACAAAAAUUGUUACCAUUCCAUCAACAUAUCAAUUUGGAAUUAUUGGAAUGUGUAUUUAUGACUUGUUCUUUAUUAAUUGAAAUUCCAACUUUGGCUGCUAUUGCCAAUAAUCAUAAGGAUCCAAAACGUAAGAAUGCCUCAUUAAAAUCUUUCAAGAGUAAAUUGGAUUUCCAUGAUAGACAAUUUUUCACUGGCCCUCCAGAAAGUAUCAAAGAUCAUAUUGUUCAUGCUUCUAUUGCUUUACAAAAAGGUGAUUGGUUAAAGAGUUACAAUUUAUUGUCAUCAAUUAAGAUUUGGAAAUUAUUCCCUGAUAAUGACAAAUUAUUAGCUAUGAUGAAGAAUCAAUUACAAAUUGAAGGUUUAAGAACUUAUAUUUUCACUUAUAAAUCAGUUUUCAAGAAAUUAUCGAUAGAAAAAUUACAACAAAUUUUUGAACUUUCUAGUACUGAAGUGGUUUCCAUAUUGGAAAAGAUGAUUGCUACAGGAAAUGUUAGUGGAGAAAUCAUUGAUAAUAAGUUUAUAAGUUUCACUUCAACUACUGAACCACAAAGAUCUAAAUUACAAGAAUUGGCUAUUGUAUUGAAUGAAAAGAUUCAAUUAUUGACUGAAAAGAAUGAAAAGACACAAUCAAAUGGUUAUGGUAAGAAACAACAAAACAAAGAUCAACAACAGCAACAACAGCAACAACAAAACCAACAACAAAACCAACAACAACAAUCAUCUACCCAAUCGCAACAACAAAAUAACAUCUUGUCUGAAGAAUCUGCCAAUAAAUUUAGAUAUGCCAAUGUUAAUUCUAAUAACGAUGAAUUUCAAGCUACUGCUUAG